AUGUCUGAAUUUUCAUUCAAUUCAUGGGAUCCUCAGAAUCAUGUUCCUCGACUGGUCUCCAGAUCCGCAAGUAGGCACCCGACAGCGAGGCCGACAACCACAGCCACCAGCGUCGCAUCUCAGGACAUCGUCUGCGCUGUCAGUGAAUCGCGGGGCGUCUCCUCCACUGUUGGCCUAGCUUUUAUCAAUCUCGCAACAGCCGAAGCAGUACUGUGCCAAAUAUGCGAUAGUCAGACUUAUGUCAAGACGAUCAUCAAAAUCGGCGUCUUCGAGCCCAGCGAUAUUAUUUUCAUGAACACUGCCAAAGAAUCGAAGUUGCGUUAUAUCAUCCAAGAGAAUUUACCAGACCCUGUCUUCACCUUCCUAGACCGCAGAUGGUGGUCCGAAAAAACAGGCCACGAGUAUGUGGACCGACUCUCGUUUCCGGAAGAGGUUGAGUCGCUAAAAGUGACUCUGGGAGGGAACUAUUUCGCAGCGUGUUGCUUUGCAGCAGCUCUCAAAUAUGUCGAAAUCGAGCUCCAACGAUCUUUCACCCCUCGUUCGCUGCGGAUUCGGUUCGAACCGUCCGAGGGAUCUAUGACGAUUGACCUCGCAACCAUCGUAUCGCUCGAGCUCAUCCAAAAUUUACAAAAUGCCAAGUCCAAGGAGAGCUUGUUUGGCCUGCUUAACGAGACACUGACGCCCAUGGGAGCCAGGUUACUCCGGGCUAAUAUUCUUCAGCCCUCGACAGAACGAGUGAAGCUAACAGCGAGAUACAACGCCGUGGAAGACCUGACCACCAAGGAAGAUAUGUUCAUCACUGUCAGACAGGCACUCAAGGGAUUCAUUGAUGCAGACAAAGUGUUGACAGCGAUCAUCCUGGUGCCUACCAAGCAAACCGUGCAAUAUGUCGAGCAAUCGGUCAACAACGUGAUCAUGCUCAAGACUUACGUUUCUUCGAUCAAGACGAUCUUUCAGGCCCUCUCAACAGCCCAAAGUGACCUGCUUCGCACUAUACGCGAACUGUGUGCACCAGAAGGCCAUCAAGCGAUCGAGGAGCUCAUCAACGCAACCUUGAAUGAGCAUGUUACCUACCAGUCAAAGCCUCUUGACCUGAGAAACCAGCGCAUCUACUGUGUGAAGACCGGUGUCAAUAGUCUGCUUGACGUUGCCCGUCAGACAUAUAAAGAGGCCAACACAGAUGCCACGGAGCUGAUCGAGAAUCUAUCAGGCAAGCCCCAGCCAAAGUUGUAUUUGAAGUACGACACAGCCCGGCACUAUUACAUCUGCAUCCCUGCCACACAAUCAGGCCCACUGCCCGACAUUUUCAUCAAUGUGUAUCGCAAGCGCAACCGAAUCGAAUGCCAGACAUUGGAUCUCGUGAAACUCAACCAAAAAAUCACCGAUUCACACAGCGAGGUGAUCAACAUGAGCAACCGCGCUAUUCAAGACCUAAUCCACGACGUAUGCAGCGAGGUUUCCGGCCUCUUCCGAGUCAGCGAAGCAAUCGCAAUGCUCGACAUGCUCGCCUCAUACGCACAGCUAGCAACAAAACACGAAUACAUCCGACCCGAGCUAACAGACACCCUAGCCAUAAAAGCAGGACGCCAUCCAAUCCGCGAACAGAUCCACUCCAGCAAGUUCGUCCCAAACGACGCCUACGCAACGCCCCAAACCCGAUUCCAGAUCAUAACAGGCUGCAACAUGAGUGGUAAAUCAACUUACAUCCGUUCUCUAGCACUGACAACUGUAAUGGCCCAAAUUGGCUGCUUCGUUCCAGCCCAGUAUGCCUCUUUCCCAAUAUCUCACCAGCUCUUCGCCCGCAUCGCCACAUCAGAUGAUCUAGACGCAAACGUCUCAACUUUCGCUGCAGAAAUGCGCGAAAUGGCUUUCAUUCUGCGCAAUAUCCAGCCACGCAGUAUGGUGAUAAUCGACGAGCUAGGCCGCGGGACAGGUACCACAGACGGUCUCGCCAUUGCCAUCGCACUAGCCGAAGCCCUCAUCUCCAGUAAUGCCCUAGUCUGGUUCGUGACGCACUUCCACGAUCUGGCAGAGAUUCUCGCCCAACGCAGUGGUGUCAUCAAUCUCCAUCUUGCCGCUGAUAUUGCCUCCGAUGCAUCCAAAAUGACAAUGCAGUACCGCAUUGCCGAGGGCCUUGUUCCGCAUCGUCGAUACGGAAUUGCCCUUGCGCAAGUUGCUGAUCUGCCUCCGGCUGUAUGGGUCAAGGCACGUGAAGUAUCAGAAGCGAUGAACCAGCUGGCUCGUCGACGAAAUAGCUCAUCUCGUGCCAUGGCUAUUGCUCAGAAGCGGAAGUUGCUUUUGUCACUUCGGGAACAGCUUCUUCUUCUUCGCCGGGAGACGAUGGAUGAUUCGGCUCUUCGGGCUUUGUUGAUUCAAUUGCAGGACGACUUUGCGUUGCGUAUGAAUGCUAUCAAUCGGGAUAUGAAGUUGGAUGAAGGUGAUGGUGGGUUGGAGGGUGCUGCUAGGCCUGUCUCUGAGAUGUCGGGUAUUGAACCGGAACCUACACAGCCGGGUUUGAAUGAUGACUGUGCGGCCUCUCGAGAGAUCAGUAUCGAUGCCCCUCCACAGUCUGAGUCUGAGGAUGGCGCCGAUGAUGUGCAGCUGGUCUGA
This is a messenger RNA of Penicillium salamii, 2610 nucleotides long. NCBI's taxonomy places the organism in Eukaryota, Fungi, Ascomycota, Eurotiomycetes, Eurotiales, Aspergillaceae. The record is from the annotation of a GenBank genome assembly.